ACAAAAAUUACAACAAAAUAAAGCAAUUUCGUAACAUGAACAAUAGUUGACAAGUAACGCUGUUUUCAAAAUACCAUUCAAUGGGAUCUGCUUCACAAAUCUAGUGAUUGUAAUUGUAAUGUUGUUUUAUGACAAUACAUGUACGAUAAUCGUAAAUUGACGCAGGCAUGCAUAUCAACAAAAGGUCUUCAAACAAGAAAAGCGAUCUUUUCAACUACGAAUUUGUUGAAUCUCUUAUCAAAGGAGGAGCUGACAUUAAUGUUACCGAUCAACAUAGGCAUACAUUGUUUCACGAGGUCGCACGUUCUUGGAGUGUUGAUGUUGCUCAAUUUGUUCUUUCUCAAGGUGACCAUAAGAUCCAAAGAGUCCUUAUCCCUGUUUGUAAACCCAAACAGAAAAAUAGGUGGAGAGAUCAAUAAGGAAGACAACUUCUGGCGAACCCCUCUACACGUGACUGUGUCGGUGGACUUUGUCGAAAUUGCCGACUUUUUGUUGCAAAACCACGCAGGUAUUGAUGCAAGGACAGUAGGUGAAUUACAGGCUCCAAUACAUUAUGCUGCAAAAAAAUGGUUCCGUGAAAUCACUUCAACUGCUAUUGGGAUAUCGAGCAAAUAUUGACUCACUUGACUAUAGAAACAGAACACCAUUACAGUUGGCUGGAGAAUGGACGAGAGACAAAACAGAAAAAGCAUUGAUAGACGAAGGCGCUUCGCCUUGUCUCCCUGAUUCAUCCGGGAACUCGGCAUUGUCAGUUUUGAUUGAGCGACUUCCACAGGUGGCUUUGGAAGUUCUCGACAAACUCCACACGACUGAUAUUAUAACAAGGAAGGAAUUUAAUUUCAUAAAUUUUCUUAAGUUAUCGCGAAUCAGCGCAAAGACGAAAAAAGCUCGCACUCCACUUGAAGCUGCCGUUCUCACGAGGAAGUUCAACAUUGUUUCCUAUCCCGUCAUGCAACGACUCAUCAACCAAAAGUGGAGUAAUUUCGGUCGCGUGACAACGAUCAUAGACCUUUGCUUUUUUAUCAUUCUUCCCUGUUUUUUGUCAAACCUCCAUCAACUGGUCAGAAUGAAAGUAGGAUUCCAUCUGAAGCUUUGAAUAGUUUGACAGAAAGAUUGCCAUCAAACGAAAAGAGCGAAUGAAAACAUCCAAGCAAUAUUGGUCGACAGCGAAGACAAGAGGAUACAUAACGAAAGGAAAGCGAUAAUGAAAAGGAUGAAAAAAAUGGUCAAAUCGGAAAUAAAAGAAAAUCCAAACAAAGUGAUCCAGAAAUGAGUUUUACUUCAGUUUUGAACCUUCUUUACAGAGCUCGUCAAAUAAUUAAACAAAUGAGGAUACAAUUCCUAUAUAUAGCUGACAUUUCUCUUUAGGAAAGAAGAACUUUAAAACAAAUUUCUGACAACACUUUCCUUUGUAACAAAAGAGCUAUAAAUUUUGUAAUUGCCAUUUUUUAAGACAUUUUUCUUUUCUGUGUUUAAAGAAAAUAUCGUACAAAAACGUGGGCAUAUUAUUGACCUUUUGCUGUCGGUGGUGAGGAUGUUGCUCAAUACUCAUAGGUUAUCAUUAUGGGCAUGAGUAAAAUGAAAUAAUACGCCAUAGUGAUGUAACUUUUUAUCAACUAUUAAAUUUCUGUUGUCUGUGCGCGUCAUGAUA
Xenia sp. Carnegie-2017 is the source of this 1651-nucleotide messenger RNA. Its product is annotated as POTE ankyrin domain family member A-like. The record is from RefSeq and is a predicted model, not a curated record. The coding region runs from base 554 to 1096 and encodes 180 amino acids. Lineage: Eukaryota; Metazoa; Cnidaria; Anthozoa; Malacalcyonacea; Xeniidae. The transcript is spliced from 3 exons.